UUUUUUCGUAGUUUCAACGUAAUGAAUUCAGUUCAAAGUGCCACCGAGCAGCAGGAGCAAAUCGGGUCUUUUAAGCGUAGAUUGCGCAAGCGUCGAAACGUCAGCGUCAUUGACGCGUUAGGCAACACUGGUCUGACGACACUCUUGCAAAAAUCCUACAUAAAACAAUUCUAUUUCGAGAAGCGUGUCGGCAGCGGAGGAGCAGCAAAUCACGAGAAGCAGCAGCCGCAGCAGCAAAAACAGCUGUUCAGUGUUGGCCAAUUUGGAUGAUUAAAGUACAGCAGCAAGCGUCACGUAUUUCACGGCUUACGUCAACGUAAACGUAAGCGUUAUAAAAGCCACCCCACAAACAUAUAUAUGUUAUGUUAUCGAUGAAUUCAGCAAGGAUGUUGCCAUUUGACACUGGCCGCCAUUUUGCAGCGCUUCCCGCAUGCCGCGUGCAACACAAGCAGCCGCUGUGCAGCUGACAUAUCAAAUUAACAAAACAUAAUUUCUCAACUAUAUAAGUAUCUAGUAUAUAAUUUAUAAAUCUCCGCCACUGUAUAUAAAAACAAAAUAAUUGACCAAAAAUGUCAGCGACCCAACAGAGUGAGAGCAUUACCUGUCGGUCGAAUGCGCAGCCAGCAAUGGUGCUGCAGCCCCUGGCGGACGAAACGGGCAGCAGCCGGCAAGCAGCGGAACAAGAGGAAUUAUUACAAUUUUCACGUAUUGCCACCAAAAAUAAUCUUUUAAAGCUUAAUUGGUGGCACUCACCAACGCAGCCCACAAUCGAUAUUGAAGCCUCGUUUCUUGCCGGAGGGGGCACAAACGGUAUGCCCAUGAAAAUUGAUAACAAUAACAGCCUAAGCACGCCGGCAAAAUCAAUUAUAUCGUAUAAUCGCCACUCACGAAAAAAGGACAAAAAUAAUCACCACCAACAAAAACAGCAGCAACAGAUGUCCACAGUUACCGCGGACAAAAUUAACAUUGAUGUUGACGAGGAUUCUGAUCUGCAAGACUCGCAGCUGUUGGUGAAAGAUCCGAAACCAUGCGUGGCACUUUUGAAUCAAGGUCAACCGGAUCAGAUGAAGAUCAGCGGUUAUCGUUUGUCCCAUUUGCGUUCGAUUUUAUGCUGGAUUUGCAUAAUUCUCACGGGUGGCUUGCUGCGACUCGUGUUGCACUGGUGGCGCCACUGGUAUCUGCUUGCCACGUGCGAGUCCUGCUCGCUGCACGAGGCCCAGCAGGUCCUCAUCGAAGAGGACUAUCAGGGCAAUCACAAGCUGUAUCACGUAAAGCCUGUCAGUCUCCUGGAUGUGGAGCAGCUCAAAAAACUAAUGCAAAAGAAAGUGCCUGGCGAGGAUUUCGAUGACAACAAACUUCAACUGGCUGUGCAUUUCUCCUCGGCACACUUUAAAAACUGUCGCUCGUUGAGAAUAAUUCGCUGUAAGCAAUUGAUUUAUGCCUGGGACAGCAGCAUCAACAGCUUCAAUAAAAUCAAUGGCCUUGAUGUGAAUGUGCCCUGCUCCUAUUACCAUCAGCAGCGAGGAUUGAGUCUGCAGGAGCAACUCUCUCGCAGGAUUGUUUUCGGUGAGAAUGAGAUCACCGUUCCACUGCGAGAUGUGAAGACUCUACUAUUUCUGGAGGUCCUCAAUCCGUUCUAUGUAUUCCAAAUAUUUUCGGUCAUUCUUUGGUUUGCCUACGAUUAUUAUUAUUAUGCUUGUGUCAUUGUUCUAAUGUCCGUCUUUGGCAUUUCCAUGUCCAUUAUGCAAACCAAAAAGAAUCAAGAUGUGCUCCAGGAAACGGUUCGCAAUACGGGCAAUGCUUGGAUCGUCAAUUCCAAGGGCAUUUCCAUGGAACUGUCGACUAAAACCUUGGUACCUGGUGAUAUUAUUGAGAUACCCUCAAGUGGCUGCACGAUGCAAUGCGAUGCUGUUCUACUCUCCGGCAAUUGCAUCCUGGAUGAAUCCAUGUUGACGGGGGAAAGUGUUCCGGUUACGAAGACUCCGCUGCCUCAGAAACGCGAUGUGAUCUUCGAUAAGAAGGAACAUGCGAGGCACACGCUCUUCUGUGGCACAAAAGUCAUUCAAACUAGAUACAUUGGCUCCAAGAAGGUGCUCGCCUUUGUCAUCAAUACUGGCAAUAUUACGGCGAAGGGGGGCUUAAUACGAUCCAUUCUGUAUCCUCCGCCGGUGGAUUAUAAAUUUGAACAGGAUUCGUACAAAUUUAUACAAUGUUUGGCUCUGAUUGCAUUGUUUGGCUUUAUCUACACGCUCGUCACGAAGAUCGUACGUGGCACGGAUGCCUUGAAAAUAGCCGUGGAAUCUUUGGAUUUGAUAACGAUUGUUGUGCCACCCGCUUUGCCCGCUGCGAUGACCGUCGGACGUUUCUAUGCCCAGAAGCGGCUCAAAACUUGCAACAUAUUUUGCAUAUCGCCGCGUUCCAUAAACGUGGCAGGCAGCAUUGAUUGCUGUUGCUUCGAUAAGACUGGCACUUUAACGGAGGAUGGACUCGAUAUGUGGGGUGUGGUGCCCAAAUCGUCAACGAAUCAAUUUCAAAUACCACUCAAGGAUGUCAAACGUUUGCCGUGCGAACAUUUUCUGUUUGGCAUGGUCACCUGUCACUCGAUCACCGUGAUGAACGGCGUCAAAAUGGGUGACCCGCUGGACCUGAAAAUGUUUGAAUCGACUGGCUGGCUACUGGAGGAUGCCAAUAAUAUACCAGAGAAUGAAAAAUAUGGACUAAUUUAUCCAACUAUUCUCAGGCAACCUAUUUUAAAGGAAACUGGCAAAACUGAAGGAACUGUGCAACGUCAAAAUUCCGUAGACGAUUUAUUGGCCAAUGUUGGCCUGCUGAAAACAGUCAAAAAUUUCGAUCAUGGCAUAGUGCGUGAAUUUCCAUUUACCUCUAACUUACAGCGUAUGUCGGUCAUAACACGCUGCCUCAACGCCAGCGGUUUUAAUGUGUAUUGCAAGGGGUCGCCGGAGAUGUUGCAACAAUUGUGCCUGCCACAAAGCCUGCCCAACGAUUAUAGCCAACAAUUGUCGAGCUUUGCCAAGAAGGGUUUUCGCAUCAUUGCCUUGGCCUAUAAAAGUUUAAAUCCCCGUUUGAAUUACACAAAAAUUCAGCGAUUAUCACGUGAAGAUGUUGAACAUAAUUUGGAAUUUCUUGGUUUUGUUGUGCUCGAAAAUCGCUUGAAGCCGGAUACGACGCAGGUUAUUAAAUCCCUGAAUCUGGCCAAUAUACGCACCAUAAUGAUAACCGGUGACAAUAUAUUGACGGCCAUGAGUGUGGCACGCGAUUGUGGCAUUGUCAGUGCCACACAAUCGGUGAUAACGGUGCAUGCCGUACCCGAUGCAGGCGGAAUCAAUUUUGAAUUGCAAUACACGCUGGAACUGGGCAGUCAAAAUCUAACCAAUGGCAUCGGAAACUUGGAAAAUGAUUUAACUUUGGACCUGGACUUGAAUAAAUCCACAAAUAAAUUAGUAAAUGGAAACUUGGCAAAUAGCAACAGUUUGACUAGUGUUAAAACCAUUGAGACUUGGACGCAUAACGAGGAGGAGGAGGAACUAGAUUUGGAUGUGGAGCUGGGUGCGAGCUCAGCGAGUAUUAAAUCCCCUGCUCCUUCACUCAAGGACAACAGCUGGCGGCGUCACUAUAUCUUCGCCAUGGAUGGCAAGACUUGGCAAAUUGUGCACGAUUUAUUUCCCCAGCAAAUGGAAAUAAUUUUAACACGCGGCGCAAUUUAUGCGCGAAUGUCGCCGGAACAGAAACAGUCACUGGUUGUGGAACUGCAAAAUCUGGAUUAUUAUGUGGCCAUGUGCGGGGAUGGCGCCAACGAUUGUGGUGCUCUCAAAGUUGCCCACACGGGCAUCUCGCUGAGCGAAACGGAGUCAUCGAUAGCAUCUCCAUUCACCUCCAGGAAUCCAACGAUUUCCGCUGUGCCGAAUGUAAUCAAGGAGGGUCGCGCUGCUUUAGUCACCUCGUUUGGCAUUUUUAAAUAUAUGGCUGCCUAUUCUUUGGUUCAGUUUAUAUCUGUUAUGAUUCUCUAUUCCAUCGAUUCGAAUCUAACGGAUAAACAAUAUCUUUAUAUUGAUUUGGGGCUGAUUUCCAUUUUUGCCUUCUUCUUUGGCAAAACGGAGUCCUUCGAUGGGCAGCUAGUAAAACAGGUUCCACUCAGCUCUUUGAUCUCUCCGACGCCUAUGGCCUCACUCCUCCUUCAUUUGGCGGUGGCAACUGUCUUCCAAGUCGCCGGCUGGUUGCAGUUGCAUCAACAGUCAUGGUUUGAGCCCUUCAAGCCGGGAUCGGAUGAGUCUGAGGAUCACCUGGGUUGUUUUGAGAACUAUACGAUGUUCGCCAUAUCGAGUUUCCAGUAUAUAAUAUUGGCCUUUGUCUUCUCGAAGGGUGCGCCAUAUCGCAAACCGAUCUGGUCGAAUUGGCCAUUAUGCCUGUGCCUGAUUCUCAACAUAAUGAUUGUUGUCUAUUUGGUGGUUUAUCCCUCCCAGUGGAUAGCGCACUUCUUUCAACUGAUUGUUCCGCCCGAUAUGGAUUUUCGCUAUAUAAUGUUGGGUUAUGGUUUGGUCGCAUUUUUAAUUCAUGCUUUUUUGGAGGGUUUCGUUGUGGAAUCUUUGAUCUUCAAGCGUUGCCAGGUACGACGCGAACAGCGCCUCAAAACAUCCAAGCGAAAAUAUAUGCGAUUGGAGUAUAAUAUUAAAUCCUUCGAAAAUUGGCCACCCAUCACACAGGUCUACGAUAUAGCCAACGAUCCGGCCGAUUCAAAUGCCGAUUUGCAGCCAACUUAUGUCAAUUUAAGUGCCGAACAAAAUUUGGAUGCUCAGCCGAGUGGAUUUCCGGGUUUCUUUGAAGCAUCGCCGGAGUAUGUUCCUGAUCCUACUUAUGACCAUCUCUCCAGCUGAAAGCUCACAAAUAUCUAAAUGUAUAUAUAUAGACAUCCAAUAUUGUGUCUAAUUUAAUUUCUAAUUCUAGUUUUAAGCUUGGGUUUAAUAUUUGGAUUUUGUAUAAUUAACUAAGCUUCGUUUGGUACACCUGUACCAAAAUGUACCAUUUAUUAUGAUUGUAGUAGGUACCUAGUUAUAUACGAACUGUACAUACGUACGAACUGUACAUACGUACCAUGGAUGUACCAUGCACCAAAAUCUACCACUUUACAGAUACGUGUACCAUGUACUACUUAUCGUAAUAGGUACUGGGCUAUAAAUUAAUUGCAAUGUUUGUACCAUGUACUAAUUAAUGUGUGCUUAAUUGAAGUUGUACAAUCGUACCAAAGUGUACCAUGUAUCAAAAUAUACCCUUUAUCAUUUACUGAAAUUGUAAUAGGACCUGUAGAUAUAUAUUAAAAUAGUACAUUUAUACAAUAAUUGUACAUAUGUACCAUUUACCUAGUUAUAAAUGCAUUAAAAUUGUACUUAUUGUGUUAUUAUUGUACUUAGCUCGUUUAAGGCCAUAUUACCUAAUGUUUUUUGGCUUUAAAACCGCCAAACGUAUUUACUUAUAUUAUAAAUCUGCGUAGUUAUUUAUGUAAAUAAAUAAUUAUAUAUAAUAGGGAUUGUGUGUGUGAUUAGAUAUAUAAUAUAUAAAAUACUACCUCUACUAAUGAGUACACACACACACAGCCAGAUGCAACUAUUUUCCAGCAUUUCUACUGAACCGCGCUUUAAAUUGUUAUUAAUAUUUAUUAUACAAAUUGAUUUUAUAUGAAAUGCAGUAGUUUGGCUGCUGAAUAAGAAUUCAAUAAAGACGUUAAAAACUUUAA
Molecule: messenger RNA, 5749 nt
Organism: Drosophila grimshawi
Lineage: Eukaryota; Metazoa; Arthropoda; Insecta; Diptera; Drosophilidae
Gene: anne
Product: polyamine-transporting ATPase 13A2
Exons: 8
Coding region: 570-4892 (1440 amino acids)
Biological process (GO): polyamine transmembrane transport; intracellular calcium ion homeostasis
Cellular component (GO): membrane
Molecular function (GO): ATP hydrolysis activity; ATPase-coupled monoatomic cation transmembrane transporter activity; ATP binding
Source: RefSeq, a predicted model, not a curated record